AUGCCUCUAUUAAACUCAAAUAUACCCCCUAUACAACAACAGCAACCAGGUUACCUCAUGCAAAUGAAUAAUAUUAAUGGUAAUAAUCCUGUUUUACAAGAUUUUGAUUAUCAACAACAUCUAUCACCUUUAUUAAUGCAACAACAACAAGUUAUGAUGUUAAAUAACCAACAAUAUAAUAAUACUAAUAAUGAUAGAUCGUCAUCAUCAAUAAAAAAAUUUAAUGUAAAUACAACAAGAAGUAAUUCAAGUUCGAGUUCAAAUUCAAGUGUAUUAAGUGCAUUAAGAACAACAAAUAAUAUUAGUAGUUUAUCAUCAUCACCAGGUUCAAAUAUUACUAGUAAUAACACAUUUGGUCAUCAUUAUGAUUUAUUAUACGUUAAGAAUAGAAGUAAAUUAUUUGAAGAUGAUGUGUUAUUUUGUCCAAGAGCUUUAUUAUCUCAAAGUGAAUUAAAAACAAGAGAUGAAUUAGAUAAAUUCUUAAUGGAUAAAUAUUACGAAUAUAUGAUAAUUAAUGGACAACAAAAUCUUCAUUUAGAUGAAAGAAAAAAUGGCAGUAAUGGACCAAAAUUUAAUCCUUAUGCCUCAAAAAGUUUUACUCCAGGUAAUUAA
Messenger RNA from Maudiozyma saulgeensis, 612 nucleotides. The record is from the annotation of a GenBank genome assembly. NCBI's taxonomy places the organism in Eukaryota, Fungi, Ascomycota, Saccharomycetes, Saccharomycetales, Saccharomycetaceae.